Molecule: messenger RNA, 2799 nt
Organism: Aureobasidium uvarum
Lineage: Eukaryota; Fungi; Ascomycota; Dothideomycetes; Dothideales; Saccotheciaceae
Source: the annotation of a GenBank genome assembly
AUGCCUAGAUCCGUUCCUUGGAUGGCGCCGAAUGGUGCAAAGCAAGGACAGGCAUCCGAUUCUUCGAAACGUAAACGUCCCAGCGAGGUGAUUGACCUCACUGACAGUGCCGAGACGCGUCCGAAUUCCAAAACGGCUCGUACCUCUCAUUCCUCGGCACGUACGCCUUCACGGAGCUCUGCCGGCCAAAGCUCUGCUGCUGCUGGAAGUAGACAACUUGCUCGUACUCCUUCAUGGACUCAACCAAGUCCCUCAUCGCAAAGGAGUCGUACGGGCUACGUCCCGCCAUGGACUCCACCCCAGCAACACAGCCAGGCCGAACGCGACGCUUGGCUUCAGGAAGAAGGCAACGAUAUCUUCGAAAAUGUGGCUUCCUCGCAAAAUCCUCCUGUGGCUCAUGAUCAGUAUCAGAAGUAUGGCUCUCUAGACACCAAAAUUGUUGGUGUUCGCUUUUAUACAGGCUUUGCAACUGUCGGCGAGAGGAUUACCAUAAAGCGCGAGCCGAGCAACCCUUACGAUCCCAAUGCCAGUAAGUCAUCCAAGCAUCAGCCUUACAAGUCGUCCGCUGACUCCAAAANNGUCCGAAUCGAUAACAUGGCGAACGAACAGAUCGGUCACGUCGGAAGGUCAGGCUCAUUGACACAACCGAUCCUUCUUGGAACCAAAACACUAAACAGGGAAAUACNNAGAAACGUAGCGGCCAAGCUCGCAAGAUAUAUCGACAACGGCUGGCUUCUCAUGGAAGGAUCUCUCUCCGGCGAGAUUGGCCAAUAUGACUGUCCUGUUACAUUCAAUUUCUUCGGACCUCCUCUGAGCUCACCGUUGAGCGAAGAGGUGCGCGAACGUAUGAUGGUCGAUAGGUUGCCCACUCAAGACAUUAGUAGGUAUGAGCGCGACCAGAAGAAGAUACAGCAGACCGCCGAACGAAAGAUAGCGGCCAACUCUCAAUUCAAGGCUUCACAAGCACCUGGUCUUGGUGGGAGCUCGCAGGAACAGACCAUGCAAGACAUUAUCAGUGGCAGCGAACACUUCAAUCCGAGAGACGUUGGCCGAGCUGCAGAGCAGUUCGGUACUUCCGAAGACGACCUUGCAGCCAUGGUCAAAGCCAAGCAACCUAUGCGCCUUGCUACCGCCAUGCUUCCGUACCAGCUACAGGCAUUGGCGUGGAUGCUCGACAGGGAGAAUCCGAAGGUCCCGGCAAAGGGUUCCAAAGAUUUCGUACAGCUCUGGCGCAGACACGAGCGCUAUCCAAACGCAUUCACAAACAUUGCAACCAAUUUCUCCAUUAAGGACAAAGAACCUGUCCUCGCAAGUAGUGGCAUCCUUGCAGACGAUAUGGGUCUGGGUAAAACAUUGGAGAUGAUCUCACUAUUGGUGUCGGAUCAUGGAGAUUCUACUCCAAGCCAGGAAGGCGAACUGAACGCAACACUUAUCGUUGCGCCUCUGUCUGUGAUGUCGAACUGGAGCGACCAGGUAUNNGCAACUUGCAGGCUCAAAGGUGCCAGCGCCGUCACUGCUGUGCUUGCACGUUCACGCUGGGUACUGACUGGCACACCUAUCAUCAAUUCACUCAAAGAUCUUUACUCAUUGCUACGCUUCAUUGGCAUCACCGGAGGCUUGGAGAAGCUGGAGGUGUUCAACAGUGUCCUUGAUCGACCAGUCAAGGCAAACGACUCGAGUGCAAUCGCCCUUCUGCAGGCAGUCAUGUCUGCAUUCACCCUGCGCCGUCGCAAGGAGAUGAAGUUUGUUGAUCUUAAGCUGCCAGAACUGUCCGAGUUUGUGCAUCAUAUUGAAUUUGCCAACAAGGAGAAGGAGAGAUAUAUGGCACUAUUCCAAGAAGCUCAAGNNAUUCUGCUUCGCCUGCGUCAAGUAUGCAACCAUUGGCAGAUGUGCUCCGAGCGUGUCACCAAUCUGAUGAAACAGAUCCAAAAGCAGAAGGUUGUCGAAUUGACUCCGGAAAACCUCAAGGCUUUGCAAGAUAUGCUCUCGUUGAGCAUCCAAUCCCAAGAGGAGUGUGCCAUCUGCCUCGACGACUUGCACAGCCCCGUCAUCACACCUUGCGCUCACGUCUUUGGCAGAGAGUGUAUUGAGCGUGUCAUCGAUACACAGAAAAAGUGCCCGAUGUGUCGCGCGGAGCUCAAGGAUAAAUCCAUUCUUGUCCAGCCAGCCAAUGACUUCGGUGACGAGGCCAAGGAUGAAUCCAUCGAUUUUGAUGCUAGCAGUACCAAACUUGAAGCGCUCAUCGAAAUCCUCAAGGCAUCCAAGGGUACAGGUAACAAGACCGUUGUCUUUUCUCAAUGGGUACGUGAUUCUGGAGCUAUCAAUGAAUGUGCGACCGCUGACUCUGUUUGCGAAAGANCCAAGUUCCUUGAUAUCGUGCAGGCGAGACUCGACCGUGAAGGAUGCAAGUAUUGCAGACUCGACGGCACUAUGUCCGUCAGACUUCGAGACCAAGCAUUACAUGCCCUCGAGGAAGACCCGGAUUGCACAAUUAUGCUGGCGAGCUUGGGCGUGUGCAGCGUUGGCCUGAAUCUCGUCGCUGCCAACCAGGUCAUUCUUUCGGACAGUUGGUGGGCUCCUGCCAUCGAAGAUCAAGCUGUUGAUCGUGUACACCGGCUAGGACAGACGAAGAAGACCAGUGUCUUCCGCCUCGUCAUGGAGGGCAGCAUCGAGGAACGCACACUGGACAUUCAGGCCGAGAAGCGUAAACUCAUGAUGAUGGCUUUCCAAGAAAAGGACAACAAGAGGNGCAAAACCAAGUCCUCAAGAUUGGGUGAUGUGGAGAAAUUGCUAAGAUGA